Molecule: messenger RNA, 2930 nt
Organism: Lepisosteus oculatus (spotted gar)
Lineage: Eukaryota; Metazoa; Chordata; Actinopteri; Semionotiformes; Lepisosteidae
Product: calcium/calmodulin-dependent protein kinase type 1D
Biological process (GO): peptidyl-serine phosphorylation
Cellular component (GO): intracellular anatomical structure
Molecular function (GO): calcium/calmodulin-dependent protein kinase activity; calmodulin binding; ATP binding
Source: RefSeq, a predicted model, not a curated record
AGUGCCUGAUCUUACUGCGUUAUUACAAAGAGAACCUGGAUUUACACAAGGAAUUGCGCGAAUGAUGCUGAGCUGAUCCUCCAUUCUAGCUGAAAGCGCAAAUAGGAUGACAACUCACUGACACGCUCUGGGGCGGCUUAGACACGGAAAACAUUUAACAGCGUAGGGAGCGCAGUACUAGCGUGAUCUUCACAGAGGAGGGAGCGCGGAUCGAUAUUAAGUGAAGAAACUAAGCAGAUGGGAACCGAUGCUGAAAUCCCUGCAGAAACUCAAACCACAAUGGGCCGCAAAGAAGGACAGGACAGCAGCACCUGGAAGAAAGUGACAGACAACAUCCGGGAUGUCUUCGAGUUCACGGAGGUGCUUGGAUCGGGGGCCUUUUCCGAAGUGUUCCUAGUUAAGGAGAGGAAGACGGGCAAGCUCUUCGCUCUCAAGUGCGUGAAAAAGAUGCCAGACCAUCGGGACAACAACUUGGAAAAUGAAAUCUCUGUGCUGAGGAGAAUCAAACAUGAAAAUAUUGUGGCACUGGAAGACUUCUAUGAAAGCCGGACCCAUUACUACCUGGUCAUGCAGUUGGUGUCCGGGGGAGAGCUGUUUGACCGAAUACUGGACCGAGGGGUAUACACAGAGAAAGAUGCCAGCCUGGUAAUCCGGCAGGUCCUGGAUGCAGUGAACUAUCUGCACCAGAUUGGCAUCGUGCACAGAGACCUCAAGCCUGAAAACCUGCUCUACUACAGCCAGGACGAGAACUCCAAGAUCAUGAUCAGCGACUUCGGCCUCUCCAAGAUAGAGGACAAUGGCAUCAUGGCGACGGCCUGCGGCACGCCAGGAUAUGUGGCCCCUGAAGUCUUGGCCCAGAAGCCCUACAGCAAAUCAGUGGACUGCUGGUCCAUAGGGGUCAUCACCUACAUCUUAUUGUGUGGAUACCCCCCCUUCUACGAGGAGACGGAGUCCAGACUGUUCGCCAAGAUCAUGAAAGCAGAGUAUGAGUUUGACUCUCCCUUCUGGGAUGACAUCUCCGACUCAGCCAAGGAUUUCAUUCGCAACAUGAUGCGGAAAAACCCAGAGGUUCGCUACACCACUGAGCAGGCUCUCAGACACCCUUGGAUUGUAGGAAAGACGGCUCGCAGCCACGACAUCUAUUACUCUGUCAGUAUCAACAUCCAGAAGAACUUUGCUAAAUCGAAGUGGCGGCAAGCCUUCAAUGCUGCAGUGGUGAUUAACCACAUGAAGAAGCUGCAACUGGCACACUCUGAAAUGACCAACAAGACACUGCCGGUGAUUAAUGUUACUGACGUCUCGGAGCCCCACUCCCCAAAGAAGACCCCUUCGGUGGAGCCCAACGGGAAUGUGGAGAACUUCAUCCCCGUCCCUAAACACAACCACAACGAGCCCAAGAGCCACUACCACGCCCUGAGGGUCAGCCAUAGCGAGCCAGUGCACGGGCUCAUCGGAGAGAAGGGAAAACCCAACUACCUGUCGGAGCCGGCCAACCUCAACGGGGCUGCCAGAAAUCAGAAUGUUGCUCCCACAUUGAUCCUCCCUGUGAAUGGCCAAAGUCCCCCCCUGCAUACUGGGGUCUGCUCCAUCAUGUGAUAGCCCAGCAGCCAAUGACUGGGGACAAAUUGACAGAGCUGUUUUGCUCCAGUGUCUGGAGAGAGCUCUCUGGCAUUCUGCAAUGUACAUGUGAGCCAGCCCACUGCGUGUUGUUCAGCUGAGCUGUUUGCCGUUUGUUGUUCAGCGGGAGUCACAAGUCUUACAGGCUGUGUUUGGAUCCUGCAUCCAAAAUACCGAGUGCCUAGAAAACAUCAGUUUUUCUUCGAGAAAUCCUACAGUGGGCAGAACUGAAAGACAGAUCGUAAACUGUCUAGGAGAAAUAACCGAUUCUUGAACGUUUAAAUCCCAAAAUGUAAGGAAAAACAAACUUUAUUUUUUAUGUCUGCUAAUUAAACCUCUGUAUUAGCAUGCAUGGAUAAUGAAUGAGUGUUGUAUUGUCAUGUGAAUUCAAAACAAAGAAUACAUUUUUUCCUAAGUUUGCGCUCGUAAUUGUGGAAAUGCUUUGUGAUGAGAACUGUAUUUUGAACAAAAUGUAUCUGUGGAACAUGGCAUGUAUUUUUUACACUGGUUUCUGUGUAGAGAAUUAUCAUAUGCCGCUGCCAUGAAUAUAGUUAAGUCUGCUGCUAAAAUGUUUUUUACAACCAUUUCAAGACAAAAUUUAAAAAAGUGAGUUACCGCCAGAGCUAUUUUCUACUUCAAACUAGUUGCAGUCGUUAGUUAGACAGGUUUUAACUUCUAAGGGAGUUUAGUUUCUCUUUUCUAAUUGUGAAGCUGAAGAUUUCUGUUGUAAUGGAGACGAAGUAGACAGGCUGAUGUAAAUCAAACUGUUAUGAAACAGUUCCAGUUUCUAGACUUGUUGAGGCCUAGCUGUGCUCUCCUUUUCUAAGACUCCUAAAAGUCAUGUGUUAAAUAUUUUUAUAUUAUAUGUUAUGUUUUUUAAAAUAAAAAAUGACUGGAGUUUAAGGAUGCAUAGCAAUUGUAGUUCUUAUUAACUGAUAACUUUACUAACUCGCCAACAGAUGUGAAUGUCUUAUUACUGUAGAUAUGUCUUGUGAUUUUACAGCUUUCUAGUGCCCACAUCUUAAGAGCACAGAAAGAGAGUUGGGCGAUAGAUGUUCAUAUUUGUUUCUGUAAUAAAAAAAAAUAUAUAUCUAUAUUGGUGAUUAAAAAUACUGCUAAUGCAACCUGGCAUUACAGACCUGUUAAAACUGUUGUUCUGGUACAACCAGGAUGUCUCAACCUGGAAAUCUGUGACUGUGUAUUGUGUAAAAAAAAUCUAUACUUGGAUUUUUUUAGGAUCUUUAUCAAUAAAAAUCUGAUAGUGUACUGGAAAAUUUGGAAGGUUGUUUUUUAAUAAAAAUGCUAUAACUGCA